Mya arenaria is the source of this 6938-nucleotide messenger RNA. RefSeq names its product trafficking kinesin-binding protein 1-like. Bases 754 to 3399 code for a protein of 881 amino acids. The record is from RefSeq and is a predicted model, not a curated record. NCBI's taxonomy places the organism in Eukaryota, Metazoa, Mollusca, Bivalvia, Myida, Myidae. The transcript is spliced from 17 exons.
AUAAAUUAAUGGUUCAAGUACCUUUUAACUUGGAAUAUUGGAUGUUAAACUAGUAUGGUCUGGAAAUGGAGUUGUGGCUGUCAUCCGAUUACGUAGGAAGGAAUGCAGGUGCAAAACAUGUAAGGGAUUGUAACAAAAAAUGUGGACACAUAAAUUGGAAUAUUUCAUGGAUAUGAAAGUUAGCGACAGAGUGUCUGAAAUUGUUCUGAGGAUUUUAAUUCCAUUGAUUAUUAGAGUUCGACCCAAACAGACCCGGUUCACAAAAACAAUGCAUUGUAAUAUUGCUAAUGCAAUGAGGAUGGUCAAUUGAUCGUAUUGACAGAACUUUAGUGGUAACUGUUGCUGUAUGUCAUAGAAAGAGGUGUUUUCUUUUUAGGAUACAAAUAAGAAAGAGGUGUUUUCUUUUUAGGAUACAAAUAGUGGAUGGCAUUUGGUGUUCCAUGUUUCAUUUCUUUGAAAGGCAUUUGAUAAAAGUGAGCAAACAUGCGAUGUUGGACAAAUUUCAAUAUAAAAAAGUAAAUACUUGAAUUAAGUCCUAAAUUAAGAACUGAAAGAGUUUUUCUUUUAAGUAGGACGUUAAUGCAGUUUUAUCUGCAAGGUGAUAUAAAAAUGUGCAGUGGGUGCAUUUAACCGCAUUUCCAUGGCCUAAAAUCAUUUGUAAAUAUUUACUUUUAAAAAAAGUUUAAUGUAGAGAUGCUGUGGUUUUUGGGAGGAAUAGCAGUCGUGUUUGCUCGUUAAAACAAAACUUGUUGUAUGGAUCGUGCAUCUAUUCAAGAUCACCUGACGGAUAUUACUUUCCGUGUACUAUGUGCCGACCGUGUGACCCAGAUGACUAAAACAUACAAUGACAUAGGCGCUGUGACAAGAUUACUGGAAGAGAAAGAGCGGGACCUGGAGUUGGCUGCGAAGAUUGGUCAGAGCCUGUUGGAGAAAAACAAGUUUUACGAGGAGAGAAAUGAAACUCUUGAGGAACUGGUUACUCAGGCAAAUGACAAAAUCUCUCAGCUCAAACAUGACCUGUAUAGCCGAGAAGUGCUCCUCAAGCUGUACACUGAGACUUACGAGGGCGGGGAGGGGGCGACACCCGGGCAAGGGAAUACCCCGGAGGAGGCUAGCAUGCCCCUACUGCAGAAGAAGAUUCAGAGCCUGGAAGACGAGAACCUUCAGCUACACCUAGAGACUUCCAAGUUGAAGUCAGCCACUGAUGGACUAGAAGACCGGGAACAGAAGCUCGUCAAUGACUGUGUCCAGCAGCUAGAGGACGUACAUCAGCAACUGGAACUGUUUGCUAAAGAACUUUCUGAGAAGUCUGAGGAAUGCAGCAACCAGAAGGAAGAAAUAACAAAUCUGCUUCAUCAGAUUAUAGGGCUCCAGAAACGUGUUCGAACGUUGACAGCGGAGAACAUGGAGCUACAGAAGACUUUGGAGGCAGCCCAUGACUCUCAGAACUACCUGAGUAGAGAGAUUGGUGACCUCAAGGAGAAAAAUGAGGAGCUUCUCUUCCACCUUGAAGAGACCCAGGAAGAAUUACGAAAGUUCCGGAGUCGGGAGCGUCCUAUUGCCCAGCGGUACCCUCUCAUGUCGCCACUGCUAGGGGCAGGGGGUGGGGAAUCUCUAGCAUCAGAGCUGGAAAACUCAAUGAGAAGUGAGGUUGACCACCCUAAGGGCUACUCUCCCAUGGAUAGGAGGAAGCAUACCUUUAAGGUUUUCGAAACCGCUAAAGCAGCGAAAGGAGCCAGUCAUCAUAAUUCAUGCAGUGCCAGCAUGCUGGGAGCCAGUGAAGAUUCACGAUCUGCAUCACAGAGAAGCUCUAUGUACUUUAGUGACAAUGAGUCUGGGGUCGGAGAAGCGCAUGGAAGUGACCUUGACUCCCUGUACAGUGGAUCCAGUAAACUAGGUCGUCCAGGUGUUCCCGGGUCCACAGAUCUACAGACCGCCCUGCGUCGCCUGUCAAUGAGGCGAGCUAAUGAACUAAACGAGCAGGAUUACGCCAAGGGAGAGAAGGAAAGACAGGAAAGAGAACAAUUGAGGGAAAGGACAAACAGUGAGGUAACAGAGCAUUCAGAAACCGAGUCAAUGACCCCGGGGCGAUGUCGGACCCCAGACAGUCAGCUGUCGGCCAACAGUGGCUACCUCUCUAUGACAGGAAGUGCGAACUACUACAGGAUGCCGGAGAGAUUAAAGAUUGUGAAACCGCUGGAAGGUUCAAUAACUCUGCGGCAAUGGCAACGUCUUGCCAAGCCCCACCUAGGUGGUAUUUUCGAGAACAAGCCCGGGGUUCAGGUCAGAGGAGAGAAGAAAAUCAAACAGCUGGAGCCCGAGGUCUACACGCUGUCAGAUUAUGAGGAGGAUGAUGACAUGUCUGUUUACCCGACGCGGUUCAACCACAGUGCGGGCGUGUACACCUUCACAGACUCGCGAGUUCAACACCCCACCGAGGCUGCGAGUGACACCGAGUCCGUGUCCACCCUGGAAGAGGAGAUUGAAGAGGUUUCAUCCACAACGUCUAACUCCACUCCUCGUAUGGCUGUAAGUUCCAAGGCAGAGGGUUCGGGAACCAGUACAUACAGCAUGUCCAUGGGGCUGGCUUCCCUGCUCAAUGAGCGUGACAUCAUCACCCCUACAGACACUGGGUCAAGUGGGGCAAGGUCAAGGCUCGAAAUGGGCAUCAGUCAGUCUAAUCCCAGUCGGUUUCCGAGUCUUGUGUCUGAGACACACUUCAAACCUGGACAGAGUUCUACCCCCGCGACUCUAUCGCUGACUACUAACAAUUAUAGACUAAUACCCUCACCUUCAACUCACAACGCAAGGCCAUUGAAAGGUCAAGGUGAAGGUCAGAGCGAUGAAAAGGUUGUUGAUAUUUCAAGGUCAUUUCAGAGUCAGCAGACCACAGCAGGGUCACAUACAACUUCUUGGGUGUCUGCUUUGGCAAACCUUUCCCCUGGGUCAGGCUCCUUAGGAACAAUGAGUCUGAAUGCCGGGAGGUCAAACAAUGAUACAAACGCUUUAGGAGUGAUUAACAAACUAAAAACUACAGGCUUUUCACUGUAUGGAUAUUUAACAGGUGUGGGGAACACAGAAGGUGUUAACAAUGCCGGUAAUGGUGAUAGAGAUACAAAUUUUGUGAGUCAACAUACUAACAAUGCAGCUACUGGUGUGACUUCUACAAGUAGACCUACUUCUCUGAAAUUGUCUGUGUUAACUGCUGCUUCAAAUGCAACUGUCUCCACCGCAAAUGUCACAAAUGCUUCAUUGGCAACAGUUGGUGGGGCAACAGGGAUGACAACUACUGACUCUUCGAGUAGUCAAGGGAGUAAACUGUCAUCACUGUUUUCUGGUAAAAGUGCAACUGGCGUUAUAGGGGCAUUGGCCAAACUACACAGGGAUUCUAGUUUAUAAAAUAGUUAAUAUUUGUAUAGCUAAAAACUGGACAUUUAAAAUUAUUGUGACUUUUGUACUGUGGUGUUUUUUUAGUUACUCAGAAGUGCCAAUUUUAUUACAGUAUAAAGAUGACAGUAUAAGGACAACAUAGAUGAUCUUAUGUGACAAUGUUAGAUUAAAUAAUGAAGAUAUCCAACAUACAAAUAAGCUUAAGACAUUUUAUCUAGCCAUCGACAAUAAUGUUAGAUUUAUAUGCCUGUUCAGACCGCAUAUAAUUUUGGUAUCAUUUGAAGGGAUCAUGCUUGGUAAUGGCUAAUGUGUUAAAUUGAUGACAAAAUAUAUACGUUAUAUUGAAAGAUAUAGCAGUUAGUUCUUUAAUUUUUAUUACAACUAAAACAGAGAAUCAACAUCAAAUUCCAAAAAAGCUUAUUUUUGGUGUAUUCUUUCCAUUUUCUUUCCCACAAAGUGACCCUUUAAAAUGAUAACAAAAUAAUAUGGGGUCUCGAGACAUUAUUGCACAUCGUAUACCUAAAAACACGACGCUAGGAUAACUUAAGAUGAAUCUGGUAGAAUUUAGUUAUUAUUUAAAACAGAGGAGUUAGAAUCUUAUGUGUGAAACUAUAGACUCUUACAUUAAUGCAAACCCUCAAUUAUUUUUAACAAGCUUGAUAAUGCAGUAACUUACAGAUACAAGCUUAUGAUGGUACACCAAAAAAGGACGUAGAUUUUUCAGUAUGUGCCAUUUAUAAAAUUUACUUAUUGGACCAUUCUUGUCAUUUGAAAAUAAAUUAUUAUUAUUGUCAAAAUGGUUACUUCUACUCAAACCUAAGUUAAAUUAUUGCCGUUUCCAAAAAAAUGUGUCUAUAUAAAUUAUAUUUCUUGUUUAACGUAUGCACAAGUUAUAAUUAUAUAUAAGUCUAUACAUCAUGACUGUUAUUUAUAUCUCUCACUAGCUACCAUGUACAUAUAUUUAUAACUAUUUUAUUCCUAUUUUUAACAAGCACUAUGUGAUAACGGGGAUGUUUUUAAGGUGUGACCUUGAACUUUGAGGUGUGACCUUGAACUUUGAGGUAUGGCCUUGAACUUUGAGGUAUGACCUUGAACUUUGAGGUAUGGCCUUGAACUUUGAGGAACGACCUUGAACUUUGAGGUUUGACCUUGAACUUUGAGGUAUGACCUUGAACUUUGAGGUAGGGACUUGGGUUAAUUAGGUUAUUGAGAUAUAAGUUAUUGUAAAUGAUGACAUUUUGUUUUGCUUUUAAUAUUAACUUGUUUUAAAAAUGCAAUUUAUGAGUAGUGUGUUUUUCAAGGAAAGUAGAGUAUAAGACUUAUGGUAGUAGGCAGUAUUGUCGUGCAAAAACCUUAGUAAAUAAUAUUCCAGAUAUUUACCAGACAUAAGGACACAUGUUACAGAUAUGAAGCUAUUCAAUGUCCAUAACUCUGGCAUUGAUAAUUGUUUCGCCCCUUUAGAAGGGAAAAAACCAGUACAGUUAUAGUGUAUUUCUUUUUAAUAAAAAGAUAAAUGAUGAAAUAGUUAAAUUAAUUAAAAAAAUUAAUUUAUCUGAAAAUUGUGACAGAGGCACUGUUUUUGUCCACUGGCUUAAAGGGAUGGAGCUUGUAUAGCAAUGUCCUAGCAAGCUCAGCCCAAGACUGUUGUAUUCAUUUACUCAGUAUAAAAGAAGAAGCGGUAACAACUGUUUAGCUUUGGGUGCAUGUAAUUUUGUUUUUGUGCAUUAUAUGUUAGGACAGGGGAUGUAAUGAAUCUAAAACUCUGUAAUCAGGUCAAAUUGUGUUGUGUGUUAUAACUGUAAUCUAGAUGUUGAUCAACCAUUUUCGACCAAAAUGACACUAUGCAUCGUUUGUAUUUUCAUUGUCCCAUUUCAGCAUUUAAGACUGCAUUUGCCAAGUAAAAUGUUAUUGUUUAAGGCUCUGGAAGUCAUUCUUCAUCAUUUACUGUCAUAAUUAAUUCAUAUUAUUGGAUAAGCCAGUCACAAUUAGUGGUGCUGAAUUACAUACAUACAUAUAAAUUUUUGAGCUCGCAUUCAUUUUUUACAAAUUCUCAUUUCAUUCAGGCUGUUGUGCAUUGUCAUCAAACCCAGUUCUGUAUUCCUUUUAGUAAAAAAUGGGAAAAUUGACAGACAAAUUUUUGUUUUCAGGAAUAUAAAUGAGAUAGGGAAUAAUACUCUUUUUCUAAUGAAAUCCUGAUACUCUUUUUACAAUGAAAUUGCAUACUAUUAUUAUAAAUUAAUACUCUUUAACUUAGAAGAUUAACCUUGUUGACCUCAAGGUGUUUUGUUACUAAAUAUAGAAAAGAACACACAAUGCAAUUUCAUUGGCUUAGAUUUCAUUAGAUCCCAAGUUGGCACCAAUGAAAAUGCCUCAUUAAUUAAUAAUGAGUACUAUUACACACAGUACCAGAUUUUUAUAGAGAAAUGUCCCAAUGAAGCAAAGCUUGUAAGUGUACCAGCGGUAGUGUUAUUUCAGUUCUUUCUUAUUUACAAUUGUCUCAUAUAUUAGUCAAAACUUCUUGUGUUGUACAUGGAACUCAUUAUUAUAUAUUUUUAAGAAAAGUAAUUCAUUAAUAUGCAAUCUUUGAAUAAUUAUUGAAUGAAAAAUGAAUUCUUAUAUUAUGUCAAAUAUAUAAUGUUUCUCUUGAAACAAGAUGAACUUAAUGUUACGGUUGUCAUUAGUCGGACCCCUAGUGCUUUUAAAUGUUGUUAGUGAUUUGUAAAUUCUAUUUAGUUGUUAAAGGGCUUUCAUUUCUGUUUUAUCAUUUUUGUGUAUAUUAUAAGUUCAAUUUCAAUUAAAGCAGGUUUUUUUGCUAAAUUAAUUUGACAAUUUCUAUUUACAAUCUAAAUAAUAGUAAACGGUAAAUUCUAUAAACAUAAGUCUAUGAGAAAUAACAAAUCGAACAUCGGAACAUUCUGAUUGCUCAAGCAAAGCUUAAUCCAAAUAAAUUGUUGCUCAUUGUUUUUGUCUCAAAAUACCACCAUUUCAAUUCCAAUAUGAUUAAAACAAUAUUUAGAGAACAUUUUGAAUAAUGCCAUAAUAAGCAAAUGUUUCCUUUUAUUUUGUAAAAAACCCUCAAUGAGUUUGCAUAUUUCCUAAACAGCUUGCACAAAUGAUUUUCUUGUCAAAUUUGCGUCUAAAUUAAGCCAAAAUGUCUAAGUGUUGAUAAGUGAUGUUAACGAUCUAACCUUAUUUGGUUAAUAAAAUGAGUUUAAAAACAUACCUUUUAAAUCUUAACUUGAUAACUAAACUUAAAUUAUUAUUUAUUAGUCUUAUUGAUUCCUAGAUCAGUCAAUGACUGUUAUUGCAUAUUUUAUGCAUGCUUUUUUUUAUCAAAAAUAGACCACUUUCAUAGUAAACAAACAUUAUUUACCGAGUCAUGUAUUUAUGCUUGUCCACAUUUUGUGUUUAAAAGAGCUUAGGAAUGUAUAAUUUCAAGCAUUUGUUAUAUAUGCACAGUAUACCCCCCUGUAAAGCUUCUAGGUACGUUUGUACUGUUUUCUAGAUAGCCAAGAAAUUGUUUUCGAAAUUAAAAGUAUAAAAAACUA